Messenger RNA from Lytechinus pictus (painted urchin), 7248 nucleotides. Its product is annotated as pleckstrin homology domain-containing family G member 5-like. The record is from RefSeq and is a predicted model, not a curated record. Gene Ontology annotation, biological process: Rho protein signal transduction; endothelial cell migration. Lineage: Eukaryota; Metazoa; Echinodermata; Echinoidea; Temnopleuroida; Toxopneustidae. Gene Ontology annotation, molecular function: guanyl-nucleotide exchange factor activity. Gene Ontology annotation, cellular component: endocytic vesicle; axon; plasma membrane. The transcript is spliced from 17 exons. Bases 366 to 2915 code for a protein of 849 amino acids.
GAGUAUGCCUUUGUUCACUUGUGUGUCACUCCUCAGAUAUCCGAACUCUUAGCAGAAUUUGAAUUUUUAUAUUGUAGUUUGAAGCCUUUCUCUUCAAAUUUCUUUGAAUUCAGUGGAAUUAAAGAAAGAGAAAUGUACCUUGGAAUGCGUAACAACAAAUGGGUAGAAUGCAUGUCAAAAACAGACAUUUAUAAGGCUUCAUUUAUUGUGCAAGUAUAGAGAAACAUCAGAGCAUGAAUAACACUUGAGUAUUGCCCUUAGUUCACUGCCCUAUAGGCUUGAAUCAAGGAGUUACCAGCACUGGUGCUGGUAACUCCUUGCUUGAACUACCGACAAUAACGAGCUAGUGUUAUGUUACAUUCAAAAUGAAGAUUCAUUUUACAGUUAGCAAACAUGCAUUUCAUUAUUUUAACCAUGAUCCCGGAGGUGGCAGCAAGGACAAGUUCUCGCUGACGAUAGAACUAGAAGGCAGCAAAGAAACGCUACGACUACCAGCUCGUAAGGAUCAUGAUCUCAAAGAGGUUUUAGAGGAGACUUUGAGUAAGAAGGGUUUGACGCUAGAUGACAUCGAAAUCUACAUCAACAAUACCAGCUCCAACCCCCUUCCCAAGACCGACAAGGGCCUGAGGGUACCCACGGAACCCCUUGGGGGUCUAGAAGUCUUUAUCAAACCUGCUAAAGAGAAGACGGGGCUGGAAACGUGUCCGGUACCAUCGACGAAGAAGAAGAAGGAUCUGUCGGCUUUCCUCGGAGUCAAGGACGAAGUCAGUACAAAGGCACAGAUGGAUCCUAAAUUAAUAAAACUCCAGAAUGAGCUGGACCACUACCUAGUACAGGGCCUACCGGGCUUCCCUCCGCUUCUGUCCCUUCAGUACCAGAGGAACGAGAAUGAAGACCCUCAAAUCCUGUACAUGGAGAGUUCGUGGAAAGACUUGAUUGAUAUCGACAUCAGGAAUUCAAUGAGCAAGAAAGCCAAAGAGCUCCAAGAGGGUAUCUGGGAACUCCUAGCGACGGAGGCAAAAUAUAUCAAACAGAUCAGGGUUAUCAUAGAUUUAUACAUGUGCUGUCUACUGAAUCUCCAAACAGAGGCAAUAUUAAAUGAGAUUGAGACAGAGAAAAUCUUCAGCAAUAUCACGGUGCUAGAGCUGGCUCACACAAAGUUCUGGAAAGAGAAUCUUCUGAAGAUUGUUGAGAAAGCAAGGAACAGCGGUAAACCGAUGGAUCCCCUUGACAUCGCUACAGCUUUUGAAGAUUUCACCGAUCAGUUCACAGCGUACUUCAAGUUCUGUGCUGAGGAGGACAGUUGUGUGCAUUAUGUCAGGGAAAAGAGACAGGAGAACAAUAUACUCAGGGCGUUCUUUGAGUGGUGUGAGGGGCACAACAUCACAAGGCAGAUGAGGCUACGGGGUCUAGGGGAUCUCCUGAUCUACCCCAUGCAGAGAGUCACCAAGUAUCACCUGAUGAUAGAUAGGGUCCAGAAGAACUGUGAGGAUGAGGUAGCAAAGGCCGCCCUCAAGAAAACGUUUGAUAACAUCGUCGAUUUUGUGACCCACAUCAACCACGAGAUCAAGAAAGAGCAGGAGCGGAAAAAGAUGGAAAAGGUAGCGGGAAUUCUGGACGGCUACGAAGUCUCCAACGCCCCGACGGGUUGCGAUGAACUGAGCAGGUUAGUGGAGGCCCAUUCGAUGUUUGAUGUGCGGAAACCUAUGCCUUACGCAAGCCAGAUUCAUCCAAGAUGGCUUCUUUUACAAGGUUCCCUCAAGCUUCAAGAAAAGUCAGGCAGAUCAACACUUUAUGCAUUCCUCUUCACCGAUGCCUUAGUGCUCGCGAAGCAAAGCGGUAAGACAGGAGAGAAAUACAGGGUCGUCAGGUCACCGAUGAGGGUCGACCAGCUCGAGGUCAUUGAACUCAAAGAUGGAACUGGUUUUGCCGUCUUGUGUGUGGAUGACUACAACUGUGCAAUGACUGGCUUUGUGGCAUGGCCAGAAAAGGAGAAGACGGUAGCCAUAUGGAUGGAAAAGAUUAGCCAGGCAAAGGAUCUCUACAACAAGUGCUGCAGUAUAGACGACGACGUCGAGUACUUCGAUGAAAUCCAGACAGACGAUCCUCAGACGCCCAUCGUGGCAUUGAUGGAGGACCAUCAUCUGCAUCCUCAGAGUGGGUUUAGUUACAGUAGCUCACCGAUGACCAGCCCGCAUCAGUCUCCGCAGAUGGAACGCUCCAAUCGCUGGAGUUCCAACAGUCCCUCCAGUCAUGGUUCCAGUAGCAGCCUUCAGAGAAUGGCAGAGGAGGAAGAGUUCGCUGUCCAUAACGGUGACAAGAAACCGAUCAUGAACGGCACCGGUGUCCAGGAAAACAAUAGCAAUAAUCAGAGCAUCGGGCAACCGGAUGCCGUUCCCCCGAAAGUGGCACCUAAGACGUUGCCCAGACCCAACCUCAAACCCCCACUGACUAAACACACCGCUUACCGGGAAACGGACUUCCCAAGUGACAGUUCACUCUUAAGUAGUAUCGUGCCUGAGAUACACUCGGAAGAAAACAAAUCCGGUUUGAUCACGGUGAUGCGCCGUCUGUCCACAGGGUCCCCGCCCGAGGAACUGCCGCCAAAGUCGCCUAUGAUGUCGCCAAAGGGGCGUAUCAUAUCUUUCGAGAGCUCCGAUGAGGACGACGAAGGAGAGAGACCGGGGCAGACGACGGAUAUCUACUUUCAGCCUCCUAAAAGCAAAAAGGACGCAUCGCCUAAACGGCAAAAAGGAACAGUUAUAUCGGCAACGCCUGCCGUGAACAAGCACCACAGACCCAGUAUGCCGAACAUCCACGUCUUGGAGAAAAAGGAAAAUAAGUCAAAUGGAGAAGGCACGCUGAAAAAGAAAAAGCCUUGGGGAAAGCUGCAGUCGAGUAAAAUCAAACUAUGAUAGUCUACUACCUCCAGACCCGACAGUAGCAUGAUGUCCGUCAGCGGCCUCACACCUAGUCUCAUCGCUUUGCUUGCAUGCUUGGUCACACACACACUCACCAAACCCCGAUAAUUCAGUUUGGUUUAAUAUUUUAUUUUUGUCAUUCCAUCUAGUCAACCUACUUGUACUGUAAAUGCAGUAGCGUCGGAACAUUACUCUGAUCAGUUAAGGCUUGGGAGGGGAAAAGCACUGUGUUAACAAAGGCUCAACCCCUAGACCUUAACCUGAAUAUAAUGUUCCUACAUCACUGUUUGAAUUAUAUCUUGAUUUCUUGGUGCAUCAGAAUAUCUUAGCAUACACAAAAAGCAAAAAAAAAAAGAAGAUGAAUAAUAAUAGAAUAAAGGAAAAUAAAAUAAAUGUAUUUGGUGUCAUUCAUGGUUUAAUUCUACAAUCGAUUCUUUCCCAUGAAUAGCAGCAUAAAAUAACUUGGACCUGGAUCCCAUAACACAAAGGUUAGCGAUUAAUCGUACGCUUGAUUUUCACAAUUGAUUGUACAUUGUAGUCAAUGCAAUCAAUCAUAGAAAAAUGUUCUACGAUCAUUGCUAAGCUUUGUGUUACAGGCCCCAAAACUGACUAGAAAUGUAUUUUCACUGUCAGUUUGGUGUCAAACUUUUUACAUUCACAUUAUUUUGAUAACGUGCAUAUCUCAACCGCAGCAUCAAAAUAAACACAUGGGACCAUGUAUCCCUCAGUAUUGCAAACUCUGCCUUUUCAUCAGUUUCACAUUUAACUAACCUGAUGUCACUCACUUUUGCCAGCAUCUCCAUUGAUUUUAUUUGAUUAAGGAAGUGCUUACCAGAAAUCAAGAUUUUAUUUUAGUAUGUUGGUGACAGAAAUUAAAGCCUCCAUUCAAUCAUGUUUCAAUUUUUUUUUUGCAUGAUUUUGAAUCUGUGUCUUUUUCCAUUCAGUAUAUGGUGCAGUCUAAAGACCUGUCUAACCGAUCGAGAUGCACAACUUCGGCGCGUUUCAUCAAACUUGGGAUGAUAACAAAUUUGCAAUAACACUUUUAAAGCUACUGAAAUGAUUCAAUUUGAAUGGCUGAGAGUAAACUUGUGACAGAAAUUGUGCAUUUUUUUAGUAUAACAAGUCUUUAUGAAUUUGGUCCUUUGUCUUUACAGACAAGUGGUCUCAACGCGCAAGGGGCCGAUGUAUACGGUCUUUGUAUGCAGGGAUCUUUCUGUGCAGUUGGUCACUACAUCUGUGGCUUAUUUCGUAAAGACUUCUUAUAAUAACCAUUGCACAAUUUUCAUGACGAUUUUAUGAUCAGCCAGUCACAUUGAAUGAAAUAGGCAGCUUUAAACUCUUAAUGCAGUUUCAUUAUUGUGACAGGUUUUAUGAAACAGGGCAUGUUUUGGCUGCACCAAUGUACUAAAGACCACAGACGUGAUCGUUGUUUAGUUUUAGAGAAAUAUGCUACUUUAGAAAGUUUGAGUGGUAGACUUCCUAACAAAACUUGUCUGUUUACUGUAAAUAACAAUAACAACAUGUUCUGAAAGUAACUGUCGUAAAUUGCCAGUAGAAAUGCCCCCCAAAAAAGAGGGAGUAAGAAAACUCAACACAUUUUGGUGCUUAUAACAGAUGCAUCAUUGCAUCUGUAGCUCCAGCACUAUGAUACAGAUAUAUUAGUGAAUAUUUACAUAUAUUUGAAUUUAAAAUGAAUGAAUCUGAUCAGAUUUAAUUUUUAAUGUAUAAAUUAGACAAAUACUCUUGUUUAUUUGAAAUUAUUUAUUUCUAAAAAUUCAGAAAUUUUGUUUUCAGUCACACCCCUCUGCAACCCCCCCCCCAAUAAAUUUUACUUCUAUUCUUGAUUGAAUAAUCAUACAAAAAUGUUUUUAUAUGAAUGAAAAGGUCUGGAUUCCUAAGACACAGAGCUUAGCAAAUAGUUAUCGAUGCAAUUAGUCAUUCAACUCGAUCCUACCAUUAGUUGCUCAGCUGUGUGUAACGAGUUUAGAUGCGAAAGAAAUUAUCGACUCUUGGUCUUACAUAUACAUGUACAUGACACAAUAAAAUUAACUUAUAUCCUUACAGACAUCAUUGAUGCAUUUACUGAGUAUAUAUCUUUAUCCUAAUCAUGUAAUAAUUUGUGUAGUAAUGAUAUUUUUGAAUAAUAUAAUUUCUCAUAUUUUCCAUUUUGCAUUCUUUGUGGCAUAUUUGCCCCUCUGCUUAUUAUAUACAAUAUAAUUUGUUUUUAAUAAUUCUGUUUCCUCAACAAAUGCCAUACUUAUUUGACAUUGACUGGCUUUGAGGGAGAUACCACAUAAAAUUAUAUUUCAUUAAGCAUUCUCAUGUUGCCCAAGUCAUGACAAGGGCGUUAUGGGUCUUGUGAGUGAAACAUAUGAAUGAUAUACAUGUAUAUCUUCCCCCCAAAAUGCCAGUCGAUGUUCAUAUUAUCAUUACCUACAGCUGUAUAAUGUGUAAGUCAAGCUUUUGUUGUAGCAAUUAAUUCAUAUUCCUGUUUGCCUGUCCUGCUUAUUAUUUCAGGUUAUUCGUUCCCUGGCUGAGCAAUUGUGAUGUAAUUUGUUAUUUUGCAAAAAAAUAGGUCUUUCUGAAGGAAAAGUCUUUAAUUGAUUUUAAUCACAUUUGCAUCGCCAAAAAUAUUAACACAUUCACAUCAUGUCCUCAUUCCCCCCACUAAAAAGAAAUAAAAUCAAUAUAAUAGUAUUAACUUAUUAUGUAGAAAAUAUUAAAAAAUUGUCAUUGUAGAGAUAAAGGUUUUUAUUUUUCAAUCAUAUUUUACAUGGCAAAUUGGCAACAAAUAUUCAAAACUUUUUCUUGAUCAUUUCUCCGCAAAUCAUGCCCUCAAUAUUUUCUUCCCCUUUCAAUCUUCAUUCUAUUAAUUUUGAUUAUGUUUACAAUAUGGUGAAUAUGUGCCUCUUUUCAUCAGGUUGUUAUGGUAACACAAGGUUCAAAAAAUAAUUUUAAAAAAUGAUAUAGUAUUAAUAGCAGGCUUACAUGUGUUAUUCAGUGAAGACCAACAUUACGAUUUGCAUCAUAAAUUCAAAACGUGUGAUCGUUUCUCCCAAAUCAUGCCCUCAAUAUUUUCUCCCCGAUUCAAUCUUCGUUCUAUUAAUUUUGAUUGUGUCUUAUAAUAUGGUGAAUAUGGGCCUCUUCUGGUUCAAAACAUAUUUUUAAAAAUAUAGGUUCAAUAGAAGGCCCUACUUGUGUAUAAUUCAAUGAAAGACCUACAUUGCGAUUUGCAGCAUGAAUUCAAAACGUGUGAUCUUUAGUCCCCCAAUCAUGCCCUCAAUAUUUUCUCCCCAAUUCAAUCUUCCUACUAUUAAUUUCAAUGAUGUAUUUAGAAUUUGGUGAAUAUAGGUCUCUUUCUGUCUUGUAAUGAUGGUAACAUCAGGUCCAAAACUCAAUUUAUUCUUUCACGAAUCGAGAAGGCUUGCUUGUGUAAUUAAAUCUAGACCAAAAGAGCGGUAAAUUAUGCAGGGAAAGUAAGGUGGAUGAUUUUACAGAUUGUUACCAACAUUAAAGGUAUCUUUUGGGAGGGUACAGGGAAAAGAGGAAUUUUCCAUAGUCAAUAAUAAUUGUUUAUAUGUUUCUCGACAUGAGUUCGCUACAUUAGGCAUUAUGGUUUGUAUUAUUUUGUUAUGGUCUUGACCUUUGAACCUCAAGUUCGAGGAUCGAAUUCCUCUGCAGCUCACACAUCCUUUUUGCAAGGUGUUUAUCUGCAUUUGCCACUCUCCACCCAGGUGUAAUAAACAAGCACCUGGUAGGAAGAGAUUCCAUGAAUGCUCAAGAGCUUGAUUAUACAUGUAGGGAUGCCUAGCUUAAAGGCAUAUGCUAACGUUGUAGACAUGUAAUUCCAAAAUAUCAAAGAGGAGAUGAAAUAUGUACAUGAAUGCCUUUCUGUCAACCUAAAAACUCUAAAACAAAAACAAAAUCGAAAGAAAUCCUUUCAAUAUACGUUAUAAUUGAUGGUUUUGUGUAAUUUCUAUCGUGCCGAUAAUAAUAGAACACAUAAGUGUAUGGAUGAAAUUAAGAUGGUAUUUCCGGUUACUUUAUAUUUUCACUUUUUUGAAGCACUUAAAAAUGAUUUUCGGACGCGAUUUUUUCUGGGCUUCAUUUUUGUAACAUAUCACAGGUGCAGGUGACUAAUGGGACCUCGCAGCUCAGAUUUUUUAAAAGUCAAAUCAAUGUUUAUUGUUAGCAAAUACCUUUAAGGUGGUAUGCAGAAAAAUAAAAACUGCAUAUCAUUAUGAAUAUUAGCACUGGUGUCAUGUAAUAUUCAGCUGUAGUAGAUUCUUUUUCCCUGGCAUCCGUGCUACUGAAAAAAAAGAAGAAA